AUGAAUGGCAGAACAAAAAUGAGAAGGGGUGCACGGUUUUUUCGAGGUCAUUCUGAAGAACCUGGCAGCAGUGCAAGUUUUAAURUUUUGCUUUCAGAGCAUGAAAACCCUGAUGGAAAUGGGUUAACUCGAUCAUGGAAGAUUAUCUUAAGUACAAUAUUUAUAUUUACUUUUCUUCUUGUGGGACUUCUAAACCAUCAGUGGCUUAAACAAACAGAGUUUCAUCAGAAAUCCAGUCAAUUAUAUGCCAUGAUUGCAGAAUAUGGUUCAAGACUUUAUAAUUACCAGAUCAGACUUCGUAUGCCUAAAGAGCAACUGGAACUCUUAAAGAAGGAAAGCCAGACUUUGGAAAACAAUUUUCGUGAAAUUCUAUUUUUAAUUGAACAAAUAGAUGUUCUGAAAGCAUUACUUAGAGAUAUGAAGGCCGGCACAUACAAUUACAGCUGGAACGUCCAAGGAGACACUGCCCAGGACCAGGACAGCUCAGAGAUGCUGGAUGAGGAAAUGUCAAACUUGGUACAUUAUGUACUCAAAAAGUUGAGAGGGGACAUGGUACAAAUGGCUGAUUAUGCCCUGAAGUCAGCUGGAGCCUCUAUCAUUGAAGCUGGGACCUCAGCAAGUUACAAAAAUAAUAAAGCAAAACUGUACUGGCAUGGGAUAGGAUUCCUAAAUUAUGAAAUGCCUCCAGAUAUUAUUCUUCAGCCAGAUGUCCAUCCUGGAAAAUGCUGGGCCUUUCCAGGUUCCCAGGGUCAUAUUCUAAUCAAGCUUGCCAGGAAAAUCACACCAACGGCUGUUACCAUGGAGCACAUUUCAGAGAARGUGUCACCCUCAGGAAACAUCUCCAGUGCACCCAAGGAAUUUUCUGUCUAUGGCAUCGCAAAAAAAUGUGAAGGAGAAGAAAUUUUCCUAGGUCAAUUUAUAUACAACAAGACAGAAAACACCAUUCAAACAUUUGAACUCCAGCAUGAAGUUUCUGAACCUUUAUUAUGUGUGAAUCUUAAAAUCCUUAGCAACUGGGGACACCCGAAGUAUACUUGUUUGUAUCGAUUCAGGGUUCAUGGUGUCCCCACUGAUCACACCUAG
Molecule: messenger RNA, 1083 nt
Organism: Urocitellus parryii (Arctic ground squirrel)
Lineage: Eukaryota; Metazoa; Chordata; Mammalia; Rodentia; Sciuridae
Gene: Sun3
Product: Sad1 and UNC84 domain containing 3
Cellular component (GO): meiotic nuclear membrane microtubule tethering complex; nuclear envelope
Molecular function (GO): protein-membrane adaptor activity
Source: RefSeq, a predicted model, not a curated record